Molecule: messenger RNA, 1611 nt
Organism: Effrenium voratum
Lineage: Eukaryota; Dinophyceae; Suessiales; Symbiodiniaceae
Source: the annotation of a GenBank genome assembly
AUGUCGACCCUUUUUCUCUGGAAGCGCCUGAAAACCAAUCCAUUGUUAGAGGAACCUCCUUUAUUUGGAGAACGACCCCCCCGUUUUUUGGAUUCCAAGUCAAUUUGCAGGGAGUUUCCAGGUGCCUUGCGACCCGCCAAGCCCCAGGUGGCGGUUUGCCUGUCGCAAGCCACCUACCCAUCGGAGUUCCGACUCGACUGGUGCGUGGGCAGCCAAUGCUUCGACCACUCCAUCAGCUGCGCGCAGUUCCAGCUGCGGAUCAGGGGCUAUUACGAACACGACCGGCGCCCUCCCUUGAGGGAGGCCAUGUUUUUGGUCACUUUGCCGCCGGUGUACCAGAGGGAGAUGCUGCUGGGCUGCCCGGGGAUGGUGGUCUUGGCACAUUUGCUGGUAGCAGAGAGCCGGCUCUACACCCACGAGGUGACGGAGGCGCUGGAGCUGGUGAGCCGGGCCCAAGCCAUGCUGCAGCUCCCGGAGAUCGCCGGCGUGCACGCAGAAGGCGUGCAGAACGCCUGGCCCUUGCAGACGGCCCUAGGGCGCGUGGAUGGCCUGCUGGCUUGGUUGGACACUGGGCGCAUGCCGCUGUCGGCGGACAUUGUGCUGCCCCACUGCCGGGAGGACUUGUCCUGGCUGGGUAACAGCUCCCUGCUGCAGGUUCUGCCAGCGCGCACGCGGAUCUUCGUGUACGAGAAGUGCGGAGCCGGGGAGGAUCUGGCAGCUGUGCUGUCCCCUCUCCUGGAGCCCCACGUGCAGCUCAUCCUCGCGCGCCUCGAUGACGUCGCGGACCCCGCCACUGGGCUCUCAGCGCGCAGGGACGAGUGCACCGCCUACCUGAGCCAUGUGGUGACUCAUUUCGGCGACUUGGGGGACCUAACCUUCUUCCUACACGGGGACCCUUCGGAUCACACGCCCUUCGGCCUGCUGAAUCUGGUCUUCCGGGCUGUGGCUUUGGGCACCCUGAAUCAACUCGACUUCGCCCACCUGGGUGCCCCGAGGCUGGUGGCGACGUACAACCCCUGCCAGGACGAUAUCUACCGCCGGGCUGUGGGUCGCGAGCCGGGGCGACUGUACACCUACUGCUGCUCCCAGUUCCUGGUGUCCAAGAGAAGGAUCAUGCAGCGGCCUUUGGAGCAAUACCUCCAGAUGCUGCAGCUCGUUGAUGGCUCUGUGCCGGACCUUUGCCAGCGGAUCGGGCCCUCCUACGAGAAGUACGCGGGCCAGCGCCUGUCCCACUGCUUCUUCUUGGAGUUCAUGUGGCACGUGGUCUUUGGCGAGCCAGAUGAGCUGCCCCUGCGCGCGGAUGAUACCUCGCUGCCGCUCUUUCUGCGGCUCAAGGCCGAGUUGCUCAGGGCAUUUCACCCAGUGUUCGCUGCUUUGGUUGGGUCCCCCCCCCCACGCGGGAAGGUCGAAACGCCAGAGGGUUUCCGUAAAGUGGGUGUCCAAACAAAACCAAAUCGGAUUCCCAAACCAACCAAAGGGGUUCUUCCUGCCGGCUUGAAAGUGUGGAUCGCACUCACAAGAUUAGCAUCUGUUCUUAUCAGUGAAACAACUGAUGAUCGAAUGGCAACAUGCAAUUUGGCUCAAGACGCUGAAAAGAAGCGCGCCUUUUAA